This is a messenger RNA of Folsomia candida, 3276 nucleotides long. Its product is annotated as dynein regulatory complex protein 11. Lineage: Eukaryota; Metazoa; Arthropoda; Collembola; Entomobryomorpha; Isotomidae. Bases 1 to 3126 code for a protein of 1041 amino acids. The record is from RefSeq and is a predicted model, not a curated record. The transcript is spliced from 9 exons. Gene Ontology annotation, molecular function: ATP hydrolysis activity; protein binding; ATP binding.
AUGGAAUCACCCAAUGCUUCGGGACCUGAGCCUGAACCUGACCUCAUGGAUGGCCUGCCUGAUGCAGACUUACUCCUUGCAAUAGAGGACCACCAAGCGCAAUCUUCCUCCGUGGUACCAGUGGCAGAACCCCAAAAGAAAAAACGCGCCUUCAAACGAAAACCAGCCCAACUUCCGGAUGAUUACAAAAAACUGAAAGAAAUUCCUAAAGUAGACAAAGAGAAACAUUCCAAGCGAUGGCUGAAGGCGCAGGAGAUGCGGCGAGGGAUUGUUCGUCCUCAACGGAAAAACCAGGCCAUGAAAUUACUAAAAUAUACUUCUCAUACAUAUUACAACAAUUUAUGGGCCGAGGCGCAGAUGGAUAUGCGUAACUUGUUGCGAGAAGAACGAAGGCGUGGCGCAUUAACUGGACCCGACCGGAAGAAAAUGUUUGCAAUUUUGUCUGACAUUUUUCAAAGGUAUCUCCUCCUGUAUAAGAAACUCGAUGAGACGUACGACCAGAUGGUCCACCCCCAAAAGAGAAUUCUCGUCCGUAGAUUGUUGGACAUGAUAAUUGCUCGUGUUUUAGAAAUCAGAACUGCCCUUGUCGCAGCAGAGCAGUCGGAAUACUUUUACUUUGACGAAUUGUGCUACAUCCAACGGAUUCCUCCAGAAGAUUUGGACAUACCAAUUCCAAAGUAUUAUUUUUUCGACCCCUCCGAGCAAACAUUGCAGAGAGACCAGUGGUUCGAAAAUAUUAAGAAGAGGAAAGCUCAAGAGGAAGCUGACCGUCUGGAUGCCGAACGCAAAGCGCAGGCCAAGCAGUUGGCCGAAGACAAAUGGCUGAUGGGGGAUGAAGAGGGACACGAACAUUACCAACACGCCAGGACGAUGGACGUAUCCAGUUUCCUGAUUUUGAUUCAAACAAUGGAACGAGCACGUCAAGGAAGGAACAGAUACCGAAUCACAAAGUACAUGGUGGAAGAAGAAGCGCGUGCAUUGACGAAGAAAAAAAGGGCAAAAAAGCGGACUAUGGACAUUAACAAAGCCGUCGUCAUCAUUCAGAAACUUGUCCGCGGAUUUCUUGCUCGGACACGUGUUAAACGAAUGCGGGACGAAGAGUUGGAACUUUUAGGCCUCCGAUUUUCCACCCCGGGGGACCAGUCUUCCGCUGAUAGAGCUCACAUUAAAUGUACAAAAAUUGCAGAGGACUUGGAAAAAGCGAAAGAACGGAGGAGACAAGCGAGACGUAGAAAUCAAACGAUUUACGAAGAAGCAAGAGUCGCAAUUCAACAACGUUUGCAAUUAUUGGAAGCUCCUGAAAUGGCAGAACGUUUCAAAUAUCAGUUGAGAACUUGGAUGCUUGACGUCAAAGAAAAAACGGGCAAGUUACCUGCAAUGAUUCCUAAAGCGGAAGCUGGCGGUUCACGAUUUUUCAUCUGCCCCAACCAGCUCUCGGAUGAGAUGCUCGAGAAAGGUCGCGAGGCGACAGAUAAGGAAUACGCCAAGAAAAAGAAGGCAGAGCGUAAAAAAGAGAAAAAGAAGGCAAAGGCAAAGAAAGCCAAGGAAAAGAAGAACGCAAUGAAGGGAAUUAUUGAUCUAACCGUUAAACUUGACCCUCCAGCUGCAAUGGACGACAUGAUAUCUUCCAACAUUGAGUACAACAAGAUAUGGCGUGGUCGCGACGAGAAAGAUAAUCCUGAACAGAAACAUGAAGAAAAGUUCAUCAUUCACGAAAAGCGACAAUUGAUUGGAGACGAAGUUCGGAAAGCGGUCGAUACCGCAUUAAUUGCAGAGCUUAAGGUUCUCAAAGAAGCUUUGGAGAAUAAGAAAAAGAAGGGGAAAAAGGGGAAACGAGCCAAGGCUGCCGAUACCGGAGAGGAGGACCCCAACGCAGCGUCUGCAUUAUCCUUGAUGAGAAAUAAAAGAAAACCCAGGAAAGUCAAACGCCGACCAAAGAGACCCGAGGGCGAGCAAAAGAAGAAAAAGAAGGGAAAAGACAUGACCAAGGACACCCCGAUGGAAUUCUUAUUCCAAGAACUUGUGGAUAACGGGAUUGUAAAACGAUACCCGGAAGUCCGUUUGGACACCUUGAUCGGAUCUUGCAGUCUUAUCAAUGGCGAGAUUCGUUCUUAUCACGAACAAAAUCCGAUGGUCGCGAGAGAAAAAAAGAUUAAUGAAGAGCGACCCAUGCCCGGCGAUGCCAAUCCGUUGCCCACUUUUGGAGAUGUAAAACGUGCAAUUAAAGACAUUUGUAUUUUGCCAAUGGGUUCCAAAGACGUUCACACGAUGAGCCCUCACAUCAAGUCCAUUUUGAUUUGCGGUCCGGAAGGAUCUGGCAAACAUACUUUUGUCAAUGCAAUUUGCACGGAAUUGCAUGCAACCAUGUUUGACCUUACUGCAACCAAUAUUGUCGGCAAAUAUCCAGGCAAGAAAGGGUUAAAGAUGUUGAUGCACCUCGUGGACAAGGUCGGGAAAGCAGUUUCUCCACUAGUUAUCAAAAUUGACAACUGCGAAAAAACGUACGCCAGGAAAGUUCCCAAAACCGAUAAGACCGAGCCGAAACGGUUGAAAAAACAGGUUGGGAAAAUGUUGGACCAUUUCAAUUCAGGCGACCAAAUACUUCUUAUCGGAAUAAGUUCUGAACCGUGGAUGUGUUCCGCAAAAUUCCUGAAAAAAGACUACCAGAAAGUGAUUUACAUUCCAAGACCAGAUUACGGUUCUCGUAUGGAGAUCUGGCGUCACUUGCUUAUCUCAUUUGCCGACUACAUGCACAAAGACGUUCACUUUUCUCUCCUCAACAAAUUAUCCGAUGGUUGGACGAUUGGCAAGAUCAAAAAGGUUGUCGACGUUGUCAUCAGUGCGCACAAAAAGGUUUUGGCAAAGGCAGAAAAGGACAAAAUGUAUCGGGAUGAGGAGCCAUGGAUGCUUAUGGAAAGUGGGGGCAAAAGGGUUAGCACGAUGGGGAAAAAGUUGAUUAGGUUGGAUCAAUUCAUAGAGGAGCUGAGUACCCAUGAUCCCGUCUUUGUGGAACAGGAUAAAGCCUGGAAUAAAUUUUUUAAUCAGACUCCCUUACAAAAAGCAAGAUUAUCUAAUCAAAUUGGCGGAUUGGAAACUGGAAAGAAGAAGAAGAAAGGCAAAAAGUAAUGAAAUUCGUACCCAGGCAGGCGAGAUUUUAGGAAUGACAUGAUUCAGAUUCAAUUAUGGUAGAUUAUGUAAUCCAAAUCUACGCAUCUACUGAUAUAAUUGUAAAAAGCUAUAUUUAUUCGAUUCGGUAAUAGAGCAAGGUGAUGUAAC